This is a messenger RNA of Cladophialophora yegresii CBS 114405, 3150 nucleotides long. RefSeq lists its product as uncharacterized. NCBI's taxonomy places the organism in Eukaryota, Fungi, Ascomycota, Eurotiomycetes, Chaetothyriales, Herpotrichiellaceae. Gene Ontology annotation, cellular component: mitochondrion. The transcript has a single exon. Gene Ontology annotation, biological process: mitochondrial tRNA 3'-end processing. The coding region runs from base 1 to 3150 and encodes 1049 amino acids. Gene Ontology annotation, molecular function: 3'-tRNA processing endoribonuclease activity. The record is from RefSeq and is a predicted model, not a curated record.
AUGGCACAACAGAGGGCGGGCGCCGCCUCUGUAGGCGUGCGCACCAACUUCCAUUUCGAGUUCAUUACGACUCCCACCUCAGAUACCCCGGGCACAACCCUACUUCUCCACUUCGCAACGAAGAGAUAUCUUCUUGGAGAGAUCACCGAGGGCACGCAGCGGGCAUGUAUACAACGUGGCAUCGGGCUGAAAAAAGUCCGAGGUCUCUUCCUCGCAGGCAAAACUCAUUGGAACAACGGAGGGCUGAUUGGCAUGAUCCUUACCAUGUCUGAUGUCCAGCAAUCAGAGUUGGAUGAAGACGGUGUCAAGCGCCCGAGGCUGGACAUACACGCGGGUCCGAUGCAAAUGCACUCGCUGGCAUGUGCCAGGAGAUUUGUCUUCCGGACGGGGAUGCCGUUGUCAGUGCAUGAGGUUGGUGCUCGCAAAACCAUUACCGACCAGGACCCUAUUCAUGAAGAUGAAAAUAUCCGUGUAUGGGCACUCUUGACUCGAGACGCAUCUACCAGCAUCGAUGAUGUCGCAAUCGAUGAAGCACAGUUGGAAACCGAGCAGGAAAUUCGGAAGAAAGUCGUCAGAAACAUGUUCGAUUCCGACUGGAGACGUGAUCAGCUAUUCCAAUCCAAGCUGAAGGACAUCAAGCUUCCUGCCGUUGUCUACGUGCGCGAUCCCGAGACAAAGACCCUAGUCUCUUGUCCAGUCCUUGAUCUCGAUAACACGCCGCUCUCACCAGACUCUGUUGUCCGCCAUCGUAAUCCCUGGCCUGCCUCUACUGUCGAGGAGCUGGCCCCAGCAUCAGGUCUGCCUCGCGGGGCCGUGAUGUCCUACAUUAUCAAGGGCCACCCUCAACGCGGGAGUUUCGACGUGACAAAAGCCAAAGCAUUAGGUAUGAAACCUGGUCCGAAAUUCGCCCAACUGGCAGCAGGUAGGUCGGUCGAGAGCGACGAUGGUAGCGGCAUGAUGAUCACUUCGGAGAUGGUCCUAAGCCCCACUCGACCUGGGAGAGGUCUUGCCUUGUUCGACGUGCCCUCUGUCGGCCAUCUGGAUGAUCUUGCACGGAACCUAAGCAAGCAGAUGGACCAGCUUUUGGACGGUAUUGAAGCCGCGGUCUGGAUCACCCGGCAAGAUGUCGUACGAACCGAGCAAUUCCAAAAUCUACUACAUCAACUGAGGCACAUGCAGCACAUCAUGUCGGAUGCGUCCCUUUGUAACGACCACCUUACUCACGAUUCCAGCGCCUUAUCUUCGAGCCAGCUGGCUCAAAUCGCCCCAAGUCUAUUCUCGAUUCCUCGUUUCGACAAUUCACAAGCGUACCGUCCUGCGCUGGAUAAGUAUGGGCCCGAGCUUCGCUCCUUGGUCGCCGAUCCGCAGGUCGUCCUGGCAAAAAGAGGCUUGAAAGUGCAUAUCGAGCCAACUUUCGCCAUCGACGAGAAAGACGUACCUUCGAACCUUGACUCUGCCUCGUUCACAACUGUUAUGGAACCAGAAGUCCAAGAACUGCUACCGGACGAUAUAUCAUCUUACCGGGCUGCCACUUCAGCUUUCGUUCCAAGUGCGGACUUACAAGAACCAGAGAUCAUUACUUUGGGUACCGGUUCUGCAGCUCCUUCGAAAUAUCGCAAUGUUUCAGCAGUACUCUUACGCAUGCCACAGGGCAUGGGAAACUACCUGUUCGAUUGCGGAGAAGGCACGCUUGGUCAGUUGAAGAGACUGUACGACGCACAACAACUGGACGAUGUUUUAUUCAACUUGCGAGCGAUAUGGAUUUCUCACCUUCACGCUGACCAUCAUCUCGGCACCCUUUCGGUGCUGAAAGCGGUACACAAGACUGUGGGGAGACUGGCCGGGUCGGAGGGUGUGUCUCCAUCGCCACCUUACCUGCUGUCGGAAAUCAACAUGUUGGACUACGUGGACGAAUACCAAUCUGUUUUGGGGCUGCCAACGGACGCACUUUGCACGCCGGUACCUUGCGACGCUUCUCAAGGGUUGUUGCACCGUGGAGAGCCCUUUGACAUAGGGAAGAACGACUCUUACAUCAAAGAAUGGCGGACUGUGCGGGUCAAUCACUGUCAUGGAGCGCAGGCCGUCUCGGUCACCUUCAAGAAUGGGUUCAAAUUCUCCUACAGUGGCGACUGUCGGCCGAGUGAGAAUUUCUGUGACAUUGGUGCCGACUCAGAUGUUCUUGUGCACGAGGCGACAUUUGACGAUGGCAUGGAAGGGGAUGCAAGGGCCAAGAAACACAGUACAACUGGUGAGGCCGUUGGCGUUGCUCUAGGAAUGCGCGCGAAAAAUCUCAUCCUCACGCACUUCAGCCAGCGGUACCAAAAGAUGCCUGUAUUCAGCAGUGUCAAAAUGCCCGAGCCCGUCUCCGAGGGGGAACUUCUGGAUGAGGUGGAUGCUGAGAUGACCAACGGCACCAACCUUAUAAACGAUGAUGUUGCCCAUGAGCCCGCGCAAAAGCUCGCUCCUACGUCGUCCUCGUCCUCCUGGGUUGAACCCGAUGCUGCGCGCGAGCUUCCUAUCGCUGUGGCAUUUGACCUCAUGCGCAUCAAGGUCUCGCAGAUCAAGGACAUGAGGAGACUCUUCCCCGCCAUAUCCAAGAAGUUCGAGAUUGAGGAGGAGAAACGAGAGAAGGCCCGCCUUGAUGUCGCUGAACAGGUCAAGAUUGAGGAAGAAAAGAAACGUGCGGCAAGACAAGAGUCGAUGGAGAAGAACAGAAAGAAGAAGGACGAAAUAAAUAGAGCGAAGCAGCUGGAUUCAAAUAACAAGACGAGUAAGAAGUCCAAGAGAAAAGCCAAGGAGCAAGGAGUUGACCAUGGGGAGCAGACUCAGACGACGCAGACCCAGGCUCCCGCAGCAAAGGGUGAGCAGGGAGUAGCAAACGGUGCCACUGAGCCGAUGGUUUUCGAUGCGACUGAGCCAAGGAACACAAUCAGCAGCGGUGUCGGUGCGGGUGAGAAGGCGAUCUCCAACUUUAAGGCGACUGCCACAGGGGCCCAGCUUGGCAAUGGCACGAACGCGAGCAUGCAGGACGGCCCGACUCAGAGUCCACACCGAUCAGGCUCAUCCGCUACGAAACAAGAACUUCACGAUGCCACCGGAGUCAAGGAGCACGAAGUCCAGAGUCCGGCGAAGCGGCGCAAGACUGAGUGA